AUAUUGACUCGAAAGUGUGCAGGGUGCAGUUUAAGAUUCGCAUUAGGAAACGAUCAUUACAGUAAUAAUAAGUUCCUUCGCUUUUUUCCUUAGGUGAUACAUGAUUGUUGACAAAACUUCUUGUAGCAAUAUCGUGAGGAUUUUGUGUUAAACCUGUUAUGAAUACGCACGUCUCGAAUGACAAGCCUUUGAAAAGUCACGUACUGAAUUUGGCAAGCGACUAACAAAAGGUAAAUGCUGGUGACAUGACUGAUUCCACGAGCAGUGAAAGCGGAGGCAGUGGUUAUUCGCGAAGAAAUUCAAGGAGGAUUCAUCGCACAGAUUGUCCUCUCUCUAAUCCGAAGUUUGCGAAUUAUGAUUCUCCAAACGAUGACAUGUCCUUCUCAGUUGACGAGCAAAGUUUAGUAGGAAACGCUACUCAGCACUUCAAAGGGAACAGAGAAACUGUAAGACAGGCUGUGGAAAUUGUGUUGAACGCAACAGCGAAAAAGCGCAAGAUGAAGGGAGCAAUUUCCCUUUGUACGGAAGUCGCUAAACUUUUGGACGACAUCAGCAGACUAGAACACCAAGUAAUAGUUCUGAAGAUGAGAGAUAAAGAUGGUUCUAAGGGAAGUGGCCACACUGGGUCUUCAUUAAUUAGUUCUACUGAAUCAAACAAGUCAGAGAAUCAACAUGCAAUGCAAACUAAGACCAUCCAAGUUCAGCCAAUCUUGACAGACCGCAGUACGAGUCCAUUACUAAAGGAGGUUCACAUGAAAAAUGCAAGCACUAUUGCUUGUCAGACAGAAGUUACUUCAGAUACAGAAAAAGAAAAUGUUAGACUGAAGAAGCAGUUGUAUGCUGUGAGAAUAGAAAUGGAGGAACUAAGGAAGAAACAAACUAUACUUCCAAUGAUUGUUGGAAGCCAGAGAACUGCGUCAAAAGCUGGGAGUCAACCAGACCAUCAGAAGAGGGGCACAAACAUUGUGCCAGUAUCUCCAGUCAAAAGACGACCAGAGUCAGUAGAUCACCAAGUAGAAUUACCACAUAUUCCACCAACUAAAAAUCCAAGUCAGUUAGUGGAUUGUAAUAAAAAGAUUUUAGUUCAUCAACAGAGAAGGAAGGGAUAUAGACCACUUUCUUCUCCACCAAAAGGAUCAUGUCAUCAACCCAUCAGACCCAAUGAAAUGUAUUCCCAGUGUAAAUGUAAAGGUUGUGUCAGAGCCCUGGCUGAAGAAAGUGAAAUAACAUUAGCUGGCUACACAGACAAGAAAUCUCCCAAGUCAGAGAUUUUGCCAAGUAUCGGUGAUCAUAUUGUUGUUCGAAGUCAUCUUACAGGUACAGUAAAAUAUGUUGGACCAGUUAAUGGGGAAGAGUCUUACAUCGGCCUCCACUUAGAUUCACCAGUGGGGAAUCACAGUGGAUCUUUGGAUGGAGUUCAUUAUUUCUCCUGUCCACCAAACUAUGGAGCUUUUGUUCAUAUUGAUGAUGUGUUAUGCAUUACAACCUCAAAGGAAAAGCAAGCUGUUGGAUUUUCCACAGGACUUCAAAAAUCUUUCCCAAAUGCUUUUACAGCAUUAUACCCAAAGAAAAAGAAUGUGCCAGAAGGCUCUUAGAAGUUAAUUUCAACAAAGGCCAAGAGCCUGAGAGGUGACUAGCCUGGCUAACAUGAGGUUUACUCUCGUUAUCUGACUAAGGAACUAUUAUUAUUGUUAUUACUAAUGAUAGUUUUUCUGCCAUAAAAAAAUAAUCAUGCAUUGCAUGACCUUCAUUUUGCAGCCAACAUUUAUUAAGAGUGUAGUGCUUGUGACAAAAUUGACCAAGAAUUGUUUGCCUCUUGUUAAUUAAUACUCUUGACUUUGUGACAGUUUCAGACACAAAUAUGAACAAAGGUCACACAAAAAGCAUAGUUUGGCUAAGGAAGGCCAGUGUAACCAAAUACUUAAUUUUCCUCUUCAGUCAAAUGCAAUUGAUACAAAUGAAAUACUUUUGGAAAUAUCAGGCUGCUUGCAAAAAUCAGUUGGAAAAAUAAUUAGGAGUGUUUUUAACUCUUUUAUUGUCAUUAUGUUGGGUUGGAUUGUGGAAAUGAGACUGUGUUUCCUAAUGAACUGAAUAGGCCAUUUUACAGUUGUGUACUUAGUUGCCAAGCCUUUGAUUCAGAGUGAGGCUGAAGGUGACCUUGUUG
Messenger RNA from Stylophora pistillata, 2164 nucleotides. RefSeq lists its product as uncharacterized. Lineage: Eukaryota; Metazoa; Cnidaria; Anthozoa; Scleractinia; Pocilloporidae. The record is from RefSeq and is a predicted model, not a curated record.